Selaginella moellendorffii is the source of this 1094-nucleotide messenger RNA. Its product is annotated as SUN domain-containing protein 4. NCBI's taxonomy places the organism in Eukaryota, Viridiplantae, Streptophyta, Lycopodiopsida, Selaginellales, Selaginellaceae. The transcript has 4 exons. Gene Ontology annotation, cellular component: membrane; cytoplasm. Gene Ontology annotation, biological process: protein folding in endoplasmic reticulum. Bases 1 to 1047 code for a protein of 348 amino acids. The record is from RefSeq and is a predicted model, not a curated record.
AUGGCGCGCCUUCCGGCGCUGCCGCGCGUGCUCUUCGUAAUCUUGCUGCUGUCGAGAUCGGCGACCGGGCUCCAUUCUUCGAUCACGCAGAUUUGCGAUGGUAAGCGAUCUCGGCACGGGCAAAGCUCUCCGGAAGCGGAGCACCAGAUUCUCGAGUCCGAGGAGCUUUAUUUCGGGGGUCUGGAGCGCGAUGAAGCCGAGAUUUCGGUGGAGUUGGAUGGAGUCGAGAUCUUAUCGGCUCGAACCGCUCUAGCCGCUGCCGAGAACCAUGAGAAGCCUAUGGAGAAUACUGCUGUCCGCAAACGACUGAAAAAGGUGACACCUAUUAGCUUGAAGGAUUACAAAAGAAUGGUGUCGUGGGCAAGCGGAAGUGACAAGUGGAACACCACGAUCAAGCACAGGCUCGAGCCCGGGGGUGAGGAGUUCAACUUUGCCGCAGCCUCGCACGGUGCUCAAAUAGUGACCUCAAGCAGCGAUGGAGGUAAUCUUCUCAAGGACAAGUACUUUCGCAGCCCAUGCAAGGCCAAGGAGAAGUCUUUUGUCUUGAAGCUUGCAGAAGAAGUCUUGGUGGAUACUGUCGUCAUCGAAAAUCACGAGCUCUACUCGUCCAAUCCAAGGGAACUAGAGGUUCUGGGAACCCUCAGCUAUCCUACAGAAAACUGGAGGCUCUUGGGAAAUGUCGAAGCACAGAAUAUUUGUCGACCUCAAAGGUUUGUGCUGCCGAAGCCGGAGUGGGCGAGGUAUCUGAAGCUGAGAAUACUGUCCCACUAUGGGAACGAGUAUUACUGUACGUUGAAUCAUCUGCAAAUUUUCGGUUCCGGCCUUGAAGGAUUGAUUGAAGAAGCUCAACCUUACUGUGAGCUGCAGCAGCAAGAUGCCACACAAAUCCACAAAUUGCAGGAAGAGUUAAGGCUACUCAAGAGCCAGAUGGCUGACGACGUGUUGUAUGUUGCUAUUGCUGUCCUGGUUUUAGUGUCUGCCGUUCUCGUGUAUCCGUGGAUGGGUACUAUCGUAUGUUUGGUGGUGAUCCACAUAGCUACCUCUUGAUUCAAGGCGAUAAUCCACACGCUGGCGGUUUAUACUGGCUUUUCUCU